Acyrthosiphon pisum (pea aphid) is the source of this 477-nucleotide messenger RNA. RefSeq lists its product as uncharacterized. The record is from RefSeq and is a predicted model, not a curated record. NCBI's taxonomy places the organism in Eukaryota, Metazoa, Arthropoda, Insecta, Hemiptera, Aphididae. Gene Ontology annotation, molecular function: nucleic acid binding. Bases 1 to 477 code for a protein of 158 amino acids. The transcript has a single exon.
AUGAAUGGCAGUACUUUCUUUGAAUGGUUUGCAAGAAUUCUGCCGUUACUCAAAGAAAAUGCUGUCAUAGUGAUAACCAACGCCACCUAUCAUUCUGUGAAAAAAGAUCGUAUUCCAGUGAUGUCAUGGAAAAAGCAGGAAAUUAUAAAUUGGCUGGAAAGUAAGGGCGAGAACAUUACUUAUCCAACAACAAAUGGGGCAUUAUUGUCUCAAGUCAGAACAAUACAUACGGAUGACCAUGAGAAAUACGUUAUUGAUGAGUAUGCGAAAGAUAACAAUAAAACAAUAUUAAGAUUGCCCCCGUACCACUGCGAGUUGACACCGGAAAUGUGGACGAAUUUCGUUGUGCACGUCAUCAAUGAGGAAGAAAAAUUUUGGAAAAUCGACAACAUAACAGACGAUUUUAUGGACAAAGAACCCGAAGAAGGAGCACGUCAUAUCCUAACAAUAGGUGAUACAAGUUCGGAUUCUGACUAG